UCAAAUCGCAAAAUGUCGGAAGAGAAAAAGGAGCAGAUUAUUACGGAAGAAGAGAUGAAGAAACACUACUACUGGUACAUGUUUUACUACAAUCCUGAUGAUUCGCGCGUGAUCGUCCCCAAGCGCUGUAAAUGGUGCGGAUGGACUGUGAAUCUUGGAAAUAAGAAGGGCCAGUUUUUGUUCGGUGCCAUUAUGGCUGCAGUUGUGAGUUCUCUCAUCUAUUGUAAGAACAAUGAUGUGAAGUGUUCCUACUCUUUCACCGAUUUGUAUGAGAUGGUGAAGAAACCAUUCAGCGCCUAAGUGAUUCGUUCAUCUA
Blastocystis hominis is the source of this 316-nucleotide messenger RNA. RefSeq lists its product as hypothetical. The coding region runs from base 13 to 300 and encodes 95 amino acids. The record is from RefSeq and is a predicted model, not a curated record. NCBI's taxonomy places the organism in Eukaryota, Bigyra, Opalinata, Blastocystidae. The transcript has 3 exons.